UCAAACAACCCCAAAUCACAGCGGGAAAAUGACGACAACAGCCAGAAAGUCUUUGGAACACAGUGAAGGAAUCAAAGCUAGAAAAUUUGAACAGCAAUCAACUUGCAAAGUAAGCCAUGGCCUCGCUCGAAAGACAUCGCUCAUAGAUUUUAGCCAGAAGAUGAAGAAGGAUCAGAAAUACAAGCUGAGAGAUGAGGAUAAAACUGCCUGGUUGAACGCCAACGGCCAGACAAUUGCGGUACAAAAAAUACAUAUCGAUUCUUUGGGAAUGGACAUGAAACAUUUCUUUACUCCAAAGGCUUUAUUUGAAUUGGAUACACAAGAGUUUUCGGAGGUGCAGAUCGAAAGCAAUACAUAUAAAAUAAUAACCGCGCAGUCUGACCUUACGCUCAAAAAAAAGUAUCGCAAUAUCCACUCCGCAUCGGAGCUUAUGAUGAAUCCUGGUAUUGUUCAGCCCAUUGAUAAAAGCAUACUGAAAAUGGCCAAGGACUCUCCUCGAAAGUUCAGAGAGUCUGGAACAAACAGAGUUCAGAAGCCAAACAGUGGAAAAAAGGUUUCAAAAACUCCCCGUAGCAGAUCUAGUACAAAAUCCACUCUAAAGAAGGACAUUGAGAAUUUAGAAUAUGAUGAUCUGACUUUGUGCGAAUUCGAUGCUAUUACACCUGGCAGGGAUUCAAAUCAUAGUGUCAGUGAAGAAAACUUCAGCCCUAAAGUUACAUUUUAUAUAGAUCCAGAAGAAGGAAAAACGUUGAAAUCUACCCACGUUGGCUGCUCAAAAACCACGAACAUAAAGGCGAUCGACGAUAAUGAUAGGUGUUUGGAAAAAAACUUUUAUUUAGAAGAUAAAGAUCCGCUCCGCUUAAAUCAAAUUACUUUAGAAAAAAAAGGAACGACCCCAGUCGACCGUCGCAUUACUGAAGAAAAUGAAAAACCUAUUCGCUUGAGGGAUUCAAUUUGUUUUAAGAGGGUAAGCCCCAGAUUGAAUCAACCAGAAAAUAAGUUAAAAUGUUCAAAUCAGUUAGAAAUUCAGGAAAUUCCUCGACAGCCCGUCAGCAUUGAUCGCAGUAAGAAGGAAAAUGCACCCAUCAUUGGUAACCAAAUAGGUCGUCCUACGAAUGUGGCUAUUGUGGACCCGAGUCCCUCUGUUUUAAAUCGUCGUAAUUGCCCAUAUCAGUCUGUUCCUCCGGUUCCAAUAGCUUUUGGAAGAAAACCGGAGUUUAAUCAAGUUGGCGAUGUUUUUGCUGAUGAUCCGGCGCCCCAGAGAGCCCGUUUUCUGCCUAGACCCAAAAAAGGUUUAGCGUUAGGAAUAAAUAUAAGUGACUACGUCUUUCCAUCGCCGGCCUACUUGGCAAGCCUUGAUUUGCAUUCAUUGGGCACCUCAAAAGACGAGAAUAUAUGUCAAUUGAUGUCGAAGCGCACUGAGAUAUUGAGGGAUCAUGCGAACCGAUUAAAAGAGUUGUUAGCAAAUCGGCAAAAAGAAAUUGAUGGCUUUACCUUCAGCAAAAAGGUCAAGAGAUCUAAACAAAUACCCUUGCAUGUUUUUUGUCUGUUUCUAAUGGUCAUAGCGGGCUUUUGUUUGGUUUUGUAUUCCCUUUAUUAUGAGCAAAAUAGACCUCUAACGCUUUGGGAGGGUUUUUUGCUAGCUCCUUAAAUAUAAUUCCUUAUAUCAAUAUAAAAGAAAACGACGUUUUUUCUAGGAUAAUAUAGUGAAACACUUCUUAAU
Molecule: messenger RNA, 1723 nt
Organism: Drosophila rhopaloa
Lineage: Eukaryota; Metazoa; Arthropoda; Insecta; Diptera; Drosophilidae
Exons: 2
Coding region: 29-1651 (540 amino acids)
Source: RefSeq, a predicted model, not a curated record